This is a messenger RNA of Pomacea canaliculata, 2116 nucleotides long. RefSeq names its product protein toll-like. Gene Ontology annotation, cellular component: membrane. Gene Ontology annotation, molecular function: transmembrane signaling receptor activity; protein binding. The record is from RefSeq and is a predicted model, not a curated record. The transcript is spliced from 3 exons. Gene Ontology annotation, biological process: immune response; toll-like receptor signaling pathway. The annotation marks the transcript as partial. NCBI's taxonomy places the organism in Eukaryota, Metazoa, Mollusca, Gastropoda, Architaenioglossa, Ampullariidae.
CAUCACCACCCUGGAAGCCAAGGACCUCGCUAUCUACCACAAUGGGGUCCGCCCAACGCGGUGCAGCUCGGAAAUUAUGGCGCUUAUUUCAAAAACAACCCCUUUAUUUGUGAUUGCAGGCUGCACUGGCUCGUGUCUCUCGUCUCAAGAAGUUUUGUGCGACAAGACGAGAUAGUUGAUACACUGCUUUUUUGCGCGCAACCAGCAGAGCUGAAAAAUAAGUCCUUCGAUUUCCUUAUUCGGAGUCCAGACGUCUUGAUCUGCAACGUCAGCCGAGACUGUCCGCCAGGCUGCACGUGCCAGGAACGACCUCAGAGAGGUUACACCCUGGUGAACUGCGAUCCCAUCCAACAUCUGUACACUCGUCUCCCUGCUGUGCUUCCUUCCGCCCCUCUCCUGUACCUCAACAUGUCCGGUCACCAGGUGCGCGAGUUGGACACUGGACUGGAUUACCUACCGCGACUUUACGGAUUGAACAUCGCCGAUAAUAGAUUGACAGAAGUGACGUCAUCUUUCAUGGCCGCUGCUAGCAGUCUCGUUAUGCUCGACCUCAGCCAAAAUCAGCUGACGUCACUUCCUGGUGAAGCUCGCCGCCUGCCUAUACAACAUCUUAAGGUAACAGGGAACCCUUUCAAGUGUUCUUGUGAUUUUAUCUGGUUUGGCGAGUGGGUUCGCACUGUCAUCGGCAACGUUUCAUCUAAAGAGGCAGCAAAGCCUUCGUGGCGAGAAGAAGACUCCUCGCUGCUCAACAACAUGGCGCCCGAUUUCCCGCCGGAAGCGCCUCACGACGUUUCUCUGGACGAACAGCUACGUCAGGAUUUGUCCUCGCUGACUUGUCGUCGAGAGGGGCAGACGAUGGCGCUGACGGAGAUGUCGGUGGCGUCGCUCGGGUGUGGUCGGCUGGCAGUGGAGGGCAUUGCCGGCGGGUGCGUAGUGCUGUUGCUGCUGUGUGCUGCGGUCGUCUGCUGGCGACGUCAGUACGAGACCAAGAUCCUCUUAUUCUGGGUGUACCGCCACUGCAAGGAGGCUUGCUGCACAAGACCCAUCGUGGUGUACAAGAAGGAGGAGGUCACGGAGGGCCCUGUUGCAGCAGACGAGCAUUACGACGUGUUCGUGUCUGUCGAUGAAAAGGAUGACGUGGCACUUACCUGGGUGAUCCAAGUGCUGUUGCCGCUGCUGGAAAAAAGAGACCUGCCCCUAUCCGUGUACCUCCCAGCAAGACAAGAACUGCCCGGGGAAUGCAAAGCAGAGGCCAGGGCCAACGCCAUCGUGAAGAGUCGAAACACUUUGGUGCUCAUCACACCUGGCUAUUCCCGCAACCCGUGGUGUCGCUACGAGUUCGAUCACGCGUGCCGACAUCUGGAGGAGCACAACGCUGGAAAAUUCGUUCUUCUCAGGAUGGCGGACAAAAACGACGACGAUGACGACGACGACGACGAUAAUGACAACGAUGAGAUCGCAAAUAAAAACGGGGAGGAUAACGACGUGGAGGACGGGAAAAAGGACAGGCCUUGUCCAGACUGUGUGAAAGCCGGGGGCGGACAGCAGGCAGUCGUCUACAACGGAAACAUCCAAUAUAACGACGGUAACGAUGCAGACGAUAUAAGAAGACACGAUAAUCAUGGGGGAGGCGACUUUGUUGAGGCGCCGAACGGCGAUGUUCCCAGAAAGGAAGCAAGAGACUUAGGCGAAGAUCGUGCUGCUGGCGACGACAAGCCUAAGAACGACCGCCGCGAGCUGAUCACCAUUCCUGAUAACCGUGCUGGUAACAAACUGUGUGGGGCUUGGUGUAUUGGUCAUGGUCGUAGUUUUCAUUUACCACAUCUGUGGCGACGACAGCAACGGCCGGACGAAAAGACGACACCACCUCGCCGUCAGAGGGCGCACAAGCUAGCGCGCUAUUGUGAGAGCGGUGACCACAUGAUAGCUGUCGAGCCUCUUAACACGUACAUCGCUGAGCGGCGGUUCUGGCACAUCGGUGACCGCUUGCUGAAACAGAAACUUCUGUAUGAACUGUCUGUUGUGAAAAAACAAACACCUGCCUUUGUCUAAAUUUGUUUGUGUAUGUGAAGCUGUGACCCUUUGUAGUAAAUAAACAGCGUUUAUUACUUAAUUA